Pseudovirgaria hyperparasitica is the source of this 1872-nucleotide messenger RNA. RefSeq lists its product as uncharacterized. The record is from RefSeq and is a predicted model, not a curated record. Gene Ontology annotation, molecular function: monooxygenase activity; heme binding; iron ion binding. The coding region runs from base 1 to 1872 and encodes 623 amino acids. The transcript is spliced from 2 exons. Lineage: Eukaryota; Fungi; Ascomycota; Dothideomycetes; Acrospermales; Acrospermaceae.
AUGACUACCUCAUCAGCAGCAUUAUUCUUAUCAAUCCAUGCAUCGAAUGCGCUCAUCGGAACUCUCUUCUUUCCCCUGAUAUCAGCUGCAUUCCUCUCCCCGUUCGUUCUUGUGGCUCUGACAUAUGGACCGCUUCAUCUCGAUGUUUCGUACUACAUCACUGCUCUGAAAACUGUCGCGCUACAAGUUAUAGUGGCCUCGCUGGCCUCCAUUAUAGCCACGAGAGCCUUAUCGUCUUACUUGUUCAGUACCACGAAAAAUAAUUCCGGGAAAAUUCGCACAGUGCCGACUCGGCCUUACUGGAUCCCGGCGUUACAGCAUAUCGUCCCAGCAGUAUUUGGCGGUUCAGCAUGGUGGAAGAUGAUACGAGACAAGUGCUCGCAACCUAUUCUAGCACUUUCAUUUGGUGGAGCUAAGCACAACUUUGUUGUGUCUCCGCAUCUAGCACAGGAGGUUGAGAAAGCCGGGCCAUCAGCCUUAGAUUCCACAUUGGUCCGUAGGACUUUGUUGACCAAUGCUUUUGGGUUGACCUCUCAUUAUGAAGAUAUUGAUCAUUUACAAUUUGAAUUUAACGUGCAGCUGAGGACCAGUGACUUUUUUGAACACUUCAUAAAGAAACUGGAGCAAGACUUACCAAAUCUUGUCUCUUUCAUGCCAACCGUUAUCGACCAGAUGCCGUGGGAACGAACAGCAGGGGUGGAUGUCGAGGAAGAAGAUGGUUCCAAUGGAACAGCAAAGACAUCCUUGUCGUCCAUUGUGCGGGAAUUUCUUGGUUAUGCCAUCACAUCGGCUCUGCUAGGUUCAUCGUUUGUCAACAACUACUCGAAUCUUGCGAAAGACCUUGAAACGCUAAACUCAUCAAUCUUCAGUCUUGGAGCUGGCUUACCAAGAUGGUUUCCCACCCCAGGGAUCGUCACCGCAUACGCUGUGCGGAGGAGGUUGUUGACACAUCUCACAGCCUUCCAUAAUGCUCUCGAUCUGUCACUUAUGGGGGAGAGUGUGAUACAGACAUAUGGAGACCUCAGCGAUGUUAGCUCUCUCUUCCUCGACCUCGCCAAAAACGCAAAGCAACGUGGAAUGUGUCCAGAGGACCGUGCCAAGACUACUUUGGCACUUCUAUGGCGUCUCAACUCCUGUAUAAUCCCGCAAUCUUUUUGGCUAUUGUUCCACCUUUUGAACGAUGCCAAUUGUGCAUUCGACGCCGAGUCGUCCAUGAUGCUCCAACUCCGAACGGAAAUUAAGCCUCACGUUAGAGCAGUUCAACCUGCUAUGACCUUGGGAAUAUCUGAACCUCCCUACCUGGAAUUAUCAUCAUCGACGCUUCUCGCGGACUCUCGCGUGGCACAAGCUUGCCUUCUCGAAACAUUGCGUGUCAAUUACAGUUCGUGGCGCAUGUCGAUAUUGAAAGAAGAUAUCGAUGUCUCCGAAGUGACAGUUGCAUCAUCUGAACAGUCAGCAGAAACAGUCGUAUGGCGCUUGCGGAAAGGUGAAUGGGUUCAUCUGGCCGGUGCGUUAUACUACUCCUCUCCGCAGUACUUCUUGAACCCCGGAGCAUGGCAGCCAGGCCAGCAUCACGUUCAAGAGCCAAAAACGGAAGACGAUGAGCCCCAAAGUACUGUACAGGGUGUGAAGAUAUCCCCUGUCAGAUGGAGUGCGAUGGGCGGACCAUCGUGGGGUCACGGCUCCGAUGGCAAAGCCCUAGCAGAGAUAUCUGUGGCAUUUGUUGCUGGUGUAAUCGCCUUGUGGGACGCGGAGUUGAUGGAUAAGAGCGCGGCUGAUGUGAAGCCUUCAAUGAGCCCAGGUGCGUGGAGCGCACCGGGGGUAGACUUCAGGGUGAGACUUCGCAGAAGAGUCCUGCCCACGGCGCCCUAG